AUUGAUUGUUGCUCGGUGAAGAAGCAGGGUUGGGUCCUCGGAAUUUCAUACAGAGCCAGUUUUCUGCAACUGCGGCUGUACCACGCAUUUCUUUAGCUAUUUCAGAUAAACAGGAUAUCGAGGCGCAUGCAGCGCUUAUUUUUUAACGAGUAGCUAGCUAGUAAGGGGGGGUUGAACCAAUUUAAAGCAGGUGUCGGUGACCUAGCAAGCUCGUACAUUCAUUUUCGACGAAAGCAAAAAGAGUGCGAAUGACGAGAACGCAUUAACUAAACUAGUUUUCAAUAGGUAACCUAACUAGGGAGUUUGCUCGCUGAAAUAUAACCAGACAUGGACGACAAGUCAUUCACUAAGGAAUUGGAUGGGUGGAUUGAGCAACUCGGCGAAUGCAAACAGCUCUCGGAAAAUCAAGUCAAAGCCCUUUGCGAGAAGGCCAAAGAGAUUCUGACGAAGGAGUCUAAUGUGCAGGAGGUGAGAUGUCCGGUCACCGUGUGCGGAGAUGUCCACGGACAGUUCCAUGACUUGGUGGAGCUGUUUAAAAUCGGAGGGAAGUCUCCGGACACCAACUACCUCUUCAUGGGAGACUAUGUGGACAGGGGCUACUAUUCUGUAGAGACAGUCAGCCUCCUAGUAUCUCUCAAGGUGAGGUACCGUGAGCGAAUCACAAUCCUUCGAGGGAACCACGAGAGCAGACAGAUCACCCAGGUGUACGGCUUCUACGACGAGUGUUUAAGGAAAUACGGAAACGCCAACGUCUGGAAGUACUUCACAGACUUAUUUGACUAUCUGCCCCUCACUGCACUGGUAGAUAACCAGAUCUUCUGUCUCCACGGUGGACUGUCCCCCUCUAUAGACACACUGGAACACAUCAGAGCGCUGGAUCGCUUACAGGAAGUUCCUCAUGAGGGUCCGAUGUGUGACCUGCUGUGGUCAGACCCUGAUGACCGUGGCGGCUGGGGCAUCUCUCCCCGCGGUGCCGGCUACACCUUUGGACAGGACAUCUCAGAGACUUUCAACCAUGCUAACGGACUCACCCUGGUCUCCAGAGCUCACCAGCUGGUCAUGGAGGGUUAUAACUGGUGCCAUGACCGUAACGUAGUGACUAUCUUCAGUGCACCCAAUUACUGCUAUCGCUGUGGAAACCAGGCCGCCAUCAUGGAGCUGGAUGACACACUCAAGUACUCCUUCCUUCAGUUCGACCCCGCCCCUCGCAGAGGUGAACCCCAUGUGACCCGCCGCACUCCUGACUACUUCCUGUAAAAGAUCCCAAUGCCUCUGAAGUAUUGCUCUAGAUUCUUCUUCGUGAAGAAGUGGGAGGAGGGAGCAUCGGUAUAGAGUUGUGACAAAGUAAGCAUCCAUCAAUCCAUGGACCAAAAUGUGUGCCACAAUUUCACAAAAUGCAAAAUGUAAAAAAAUGUCACAUUCAUCUUUAAAGAAGACCACACAACCGACACCCACCACAGUCCAUGGAACCAGUUCCUUCUCUCUCUGUGCAUGAUGUUAUAUUUAUCUCUGAAAAUGAUUCUUCAUUGUAAAGAUUACAGUGUACUAUAUAGUAAUAGGGUGCCAUUUUGGAAGCAGACAGUCUCAUAGUACCUGCUGGUUUUGUCAGGAAAAAGAUCUGCUUUGAAUGAAUUAAUCUGCUGAGAUUAAGGCUUAAAUGUAACCCUUGUGGUAGGAACAUAAUUCUAGUAUAGAAAAGUUUUGGUAAACCUAACUCAGCAUGGCCUCAAACUGGAAGGUUGCAGUAAACAAACAUGUUAUGUUGUGAACAUUUUUCUAACAGAAAUUCAAUGGCUUUUUUUUGUGUGUGAAUUUUAAAUAAUUGUUUUCAGACUUG
Messenger RNA from Oncorhynchus tshawytscha (Chinook salmon), 1837 nucleotides. RefSeq names its product serine/threonine-protein phosphatase 2A catalytic subunit alpha isoform. Lineage: Eukaryota; Metazoa; Chordata; Actinopteri; Salmoniformes; Salmonidae. Gene Ontology annotation, molecular function: protein serine/threonine phosphatase activity. Bases 328 to 1257 code for a protein of 309 amino acids. The record is from RefSeq and is a predicted model, not a curated record. The transcript is spliced from 7 exons. Gene Ontology annotation, cellular component: cytosol. Gene Ontology annotation, biological process: peptidyl-serine dephosphorylation; mitotic cell cycle.